This is a messenger RNA of Colletotrichum gloeosporioides, 1884 nucleotides long. RefSeq lists its product as uncharacterized. Lineage: Eukaryota; Fungi; Ascomycota; Sordariomycetes; Glomerellales; Glomerellaceae. The annotation marks the transcript as partial. The transcript has 2 exons. The record is from RefSeq and is a predicted model, not a curated record.
AAUCCUUCGAUUCCUGCGUUCAACACUCUUAUCCACGCCCCCCGACAGGAUUUUGGUGAUUUUGGCGUGAUUGCCUCCACUACAAAUCCUUUUGUCUGGAAGUUUCCGAACACCAAGGUCUGGAUUGGUUCUGAGACUCUGUUUCCAAUUCCUGAAGAAGUCCAGACGUUAUGGGCACGCAUCAAAGGAGGUCUUUUAGUCACUCUCGAAGCGGUUGAAGGAGAGAUGAUGAGGGAGCAAUCCCAAGAAGCAAGUCUUAGAAAGAGACACGUUCAAAGGAGAAGAUUCAUGACCGAGCUGCGCAUGUCUGGCUGCUGUCAAAAACAUGAGACUGGCAAAGAUCGCAAGGUCACCCUUUAUCCUUGUGUUUGGAUUCUAUGUGGGAGCAAAUGGUGUCGCGACAAGAUCCGUAAAGUAACCGAAAGGCUGGAGCUUCCUCAGAAUCUCUCCAGCCAGCGUAUCGAAGUCCACGAGGGCGGUCCCACAUUUAAUGCCUCUGAAGUCAACAUUCCUCGUUCGCAGCUUGACAAUGACCGGGCACUGGUUUCAGGCGUUGCUCAUUCUGGAGGCACGAUUCUCCAUCACAUUGAAGUUGCCCCAAAGCAGGAGUGCCGUUCAAUUUGUGGCAUGCUGUGUUGCACUACAUUCGUCAAAGAUGGAAACGUCAUCGAUCAGCAUGUUUCACGCAUUGGGGGCGUGCUCACGGAAUCAUUCUUCGGCCUUGAUUACAAGAUCUGGCCACUUGCUUUGACAACGGCACAUGGAAUCUUUGAUCUCCUUCUUUCCGAGGCCAGCGACGACAGCGAGCUGACAUCUGGCUCAGGGAAGAGCAAGUACCUCCAACCAUCGGCAUCAGGUAGCUACUCUUCCGACUCUGAGUCGGUCUAUGACACGGAUGAAGAAAGUAGCAGGUCCGAAGCAGAGAUUGAGAUACUAGGUAACAGGAACGCAUCGAGCGUGACGAAAUGGACACCGCUUGAAGAUGUUGUCGGUAUCAACUUCAUGGGAGAACGUCUCUCGUCUGAACAGGUUUUUGACAGGGGUACACCUGCCGACUAUACGAUCCUAAGGUCAGACACGUUGAACAGUUGCCGGAAUCUCAUCUCAUCGGAUCCAAGUGUUGAAGUCACGACAUUCGUGCUCAACUCUAAUCUCACACCCGGGCCAGUAUCGUUGAUUAUCGGCAUCGACGAAGUCAGUGAGGCAAGUUUGCUUCCAGACAUUGUAAAAAUGCCAUGGCGUCAAAAAGCACUAUUAGUGAGAAAGCUUUAUACAUCGGCACCACUAGCCCCGGGAACCUCGGGGAUGUGGGUUUGCAGAGGCUCUGCCUUCUGCGGUAUGAUUGUUGCUAUCUACCCCGGAGAACCUCUUGCUCUUUUCAUGACUGCAGAAGACCUUCUCCAAGACAUGGGCACUUCCUUUCCCGUGUCAAGACAGCCGUCGGUUUUGAACCUGCUCCCAAGCCAUACUUCUGACGAACCUGAGGCAAGCGACGCGAUACGUAACGAUCUCGAUCGUGAAUCGACACUAGAUGAGACUCUUCCAAGGGGAGAAGGUAGCGGUUCCUUCAAGCGCCAAGAAAGCUCGAGAACAGGCGCUAAAAGGGGCUCUAAAUCGGGUUCUAAAUCGAGCUCCAAAACGAGCUCUAAGAGAUACGAGUUUCAGUGGGUUUGGACCUGUGUAAGUACCGACUCGCAGUCCUCUAUGAAGGUUGAUCGAAACCCCACUAACCGUAAUGAAUAUCAUAGUGUCAAUGUGGUGACAGUGGCAUGUCCUGUCACCAUACACCGGGGUGUCCAUCUUGCAAUGUCUUUCGCUGUGCGAAUUGUCCCCUUCAACAAGUUAAAGUCAGAGUGGCUUGACGGAACCUUGUGGAGACAUUGA